CGCCGCCGCCGCCAUGGGCUGCCUCGGAAACAGUAAGACCGAGGACCAGCGCAACGAGGAGAAGGCGCAGCGCGAGGCCAACAAAAAGAUCGAGAAACAGCUGCAGAAGGACAAGCAGGUCUACCGGGCCACGCACCGCCUGCUGCUGCUGGGUGCUGGAGAGUCUGGCAAAAGCACCAUUGUGAAGCAAAUGAGGAUUCUGCAUGUUAAUGGGUUUAAUGGAGAGGGCGGCGAAGAGGACCCGCAGGCUGCCAGGAGCAACAGCGAUGGUAGUGAGAAGGCAACCAAAGUGCAGGACAUCAAAAACAACCUGAAAGAGGCCAUCGAAACCAUCGUGGCCGCCAUGAGCAACCUGGUCCCCCCCGUGGAGCUGGCCAACCCUGAGAACCAGUUCAGAGUGGACUACAUUCUGAGCGUGAUGAACGUGCCCGACUUUGAUUUCCCUCCCGAGUUCUACGAGCACGCCAAGGCUCUGUGGGAGGACGAAGGAGUGCGUGCCUGCUAUGAGCGCUCCAACGAGUACCAGCUGAUUGACUGCGCCCAGUACUUCCUGGACAAGAUCGAUGUCAUCAAGCAGGCCGACUACGUGCCCAGUGACCAGGAUCUGCUUCGCUGCCGCGUCCUGACUUCUGGAAUCUUUGAGACCAAGUUCCAGGUGGACAAAGUCAACUUCCACAUGUUCGACGUGGGUGGCCAGCGUGACGAGCGCCGCAAAUGGAUCCAGUGCUUCAACGAUGUGACUGCCAUUAUCUUCGUGGUGGCCAGCAGCAGCUACAACAUGGUCAUUCGGGAGGACAAUCAGACCAACCGCCUGCAGGAGGCUCUGAACCUCUUCAAGAGCAUCUGGAACAACAGAUGGCUGCGCACCAUCUCCGUGAUCCUGUUCCUCAACAAGCAAGACCUGCUCGCUGAGAAAGUCCUCGCUGGAAAAUCGAAAAUUGAGGACUACUUUCCAGAAUUUGCUCGCUACACUACUCCCGAGGACGCUACUCCCGAGCCCGGAGAGGACCCACGCGUGACCCGGGCCAAGUACUUCAUCCGUGACGAAUUUCUGAGAAUCAGCACUGCCAGUGGAGACGGGCGUCACUACUGCUAUCCCCACUUCACUUGCGCCGUGGACACCGAGAACAUCCGCCGUGUGUUCAACGACUGCCGUGACAUCAUUCAGCGCAUGCACCUUCGUCAGUACGAGCUGCUCUAAGAAGGGAACACCCAAAUUUAAGUCAAGCCUUAAGCACAAUUAAGAGUGAAAUGUAAUUGUACACGCAGUUGAUCACCCACCAUAGGGCAUGAUUAACAACGCAGCCUUUCCUUUUCCCCCCAAGUGAUUUUGCGAAAUCCCCUCUUCCCUUCAGCUUGCUUAAAUAUUCCAAAUUUAGAAAGCUUAAGGCGGCCUACAGAGAAAAAAAAAAACAAAGGCCACAAAAGUUCCCUCUCUCUUUCAGUGAAUAAAAUAA
Molecule: messenger RNA, 1457 nt
Organism: Neofelis nebulosa (Clouded leopard)
Lineage: Eukaryota; Metazoa; Chordata; Mammalia; Carnivora; Felidae
Product: guanine nucleotide-binding protein G(s) subunit alpha
Exons: 13
Coding region: 14-1201 (395 amino acids)
Biological process (GO): adenylate cyclase-activating dopamine receptor signaling pathway; sensory perception of chemical stimulus
Cellular component (GO): heterotrimeric G-protein complex
Molecular function (GO): ionotropic glutamate receptor binding; GTP binding; corticotropin-releasing hormone receptor 1 binding
Source: RefSeq, a predicted model, not a curated record